Messenger RNA from Knipowitschia caucasica, 2706 nucleotides. NCBI's taxonomy places the organism in Eukaryota, Metazoa, Chordata, Actinopteri, Gobiiformes, Gobiidae. The record is from the annotation of a GenBank genome assembly.
AUGAGUGUGGUCAGAGAAUUACAUGGACUGGGGUUCCGGGGAGGAGGGGGGGUGAUGUCCUCUCUGAGUGGGCCUGCCCACUUCACUGAGGAUGCUCCUAGACCUCCAGUGCCUGGAGAGGAGGGUGAUGUGGACCCUUCUGCUCCGUAUGCUCGCCCUAAUGCCCUGUCCCAGAGUAUCAGCUUUCACCCCCCCUCAUCUAAACUGGACACACCCUCGUCCUCCUCUGCCACGCCCCGUCGCCCUGACCUGGACCUGGGCUAUGAGCCAGAGGGCUCUGCCUCUCCCACUCCUCCAUACCUGAAGUGGGCCGAGUCACUGCACUCCCUGCUGGAUGACCAGGAGGGCAUCCAGCUCUUCAGGAACUUCCUGUGUCAGGAGGGCUGUGCUGACCUGCUGGACUUCUGGUUCGCCUGCUCGGGCUUCAGGCAGAGCAGCCAGGAGAAAAGGGCCAAGCUUGCCAAGGUUAUCUACAGGAAGUACAUCAUAGAUGGCAGCGGCAUUGUUUCCCGACAGAUCAAACCAGCCACCAAGAGCUUCAUCAGGGACUGUGUGGGCAAGCCCCACCCAGACCCAGCCAUGUUUGAGCAGGCCCAGACAGAGAUACAGGCCAUGAUGGAGGAGAACACAUAUCCCCUGUUCCUCAAGUCGGACCUGUACCUGGAAUACACGCGCACCGGAGGAGAGAGCCCAAAACCCAAUCCCAGCGACCAGAGCCCAACAUCAGGCACUGUCAACACUGUGCCUGGGUACUUGCCCACGCUGGCCGAGAACGAGGAGUGGAGGUGUUCCGGGGCGCAGGAGGCCGAGGAGGACGGAGAGGAGGAGUGCGACACUCCGGCUAGUAGGCUCACACACAGCCUGCUAAUGCAAACCGCCCCCCAGAGGGCAGUGGUGAACCGGAGGAGGCCAGACACCAGGGAGUACAGGCCCUGGAGAGAGCCAGUGAAUCCCUACUAUGCCAACCUGGGCUACGCUCGCGCCCCCGCCACCAGUGCCAACGACAGUGAGCAGCAGAGCAUGUCCAGUGACGCAGACACCAUGUCCCUGACCGACAGCAGCAUAGAUGGGAUUCCUCCAUACAGAUAUCGAAAGCAGCAUCGAAAAGAGAUGCAUGAAAGUGCCAAAGCAAACGGACGGGUGCCCCUACCUCAUAUACCUCGCAUGUAUCGCAUGCCAAAGGACAUCCACGUGGAACCGGAGCGCUUUGCAGCCGCCCUCAUCAGUAAACUGGAGACAGUGCUCCGAGACCGGGAGGCUCAGGAGAGACUGGAGGAGCGGCUCAAGAGAGUGCGCCUGGAAGAAGAGGGCGAAGACGCAGACAGCUCCGUGGCCGCAUCCAUGUCCUCCCACAGCAUACCACUGUCCGUGCCGCCCACCUUCCCCCCUCUGUACGGAGCCCGCUACUCUGAGACCACGCCCGCCCUGGCUCCCACGUACGGGGGUCUGGUGGCCUUGGAGGACUCUCACGAGGACGACCCAGAGUCCAUCCUGGACGAGCACGUUCAGCGCGUCAUGAAGACUCCGGGCUGCCAGUCCCCGGGGGCGGCCAACAGCACCUUAGGACGCCACAGUCCUCCCAAGUCCUCCCGCUCCCCCGAUGGAGGCACAGGACCGCCACACUUCCCCCUCCACCGCGGCCUGCCUGCUGCUGGGGCCAAAGGUCUGCAUCACAAACAAGCAUAUCAUCACCGAGUCAGAGAGGCACAAGAGGAGGUGGGCUCUAGGACCCAAGCCAACCUGUGGAAUGGAGAGGGCGGCCGCAGCCGAAACUACGCUGACGGAGCAGGGGCCGCCAGUCUGGAGGGCCUGGGCUACAGCAGUAAAGGCAGCACACUAUCACGGCGAGGCGCUAAGAAGAACGAAGCCUCGGGUAAAGGGGACGAAAGCAUCCGGGCUGCAGAGGCCCCUGUGCCCCCAGAGGACAUGGAGAGGAACCAUAAGAUCAUGCAGUGGAUGAUGGAGGGAGAGGCGUUGAGGCACAAGAAGAGCUCGCACGGUGGAAGCACCAGCGGCUCCAGGAGGACCGGCACCAGCAUUGAGUCUCCGCGGCCCACCUCAGUGGAGCGUCCCGGGGCUGUGCACCCGUGGGUGUCUGCACAGCUGCGAAACAACCCGUGCUCUUCCCCCGCCCUGCCUUCAGCCACGGGACAGGUCCAACCCUCGCAUCCCUUCAUCCAGGACCCUGCUAUGCCCCCCAACCCCGCCCCCAACCCCCUCACGCAGCUGGAAGAGGCCCGGAGGAGGCUGGAGGAGGAGCGGCGGAGAGCGGCCGUGCAGCAGGCCAAGCAGAGGCACAAGUCGGCCAAGCGUGUGGAGCGCUGUGAGAACAUGACGGUGGCCUACUACUUCUGCGGAGAGCCGAUCCCAUACAGGACGUCUGUGAAGGGGCGCGUGGUCACUCUGGGCCAGUUCAAGGAGCUGCUUACCAAAAAGGGCCAUUACAGGUUCUACUUCAAGAAAGUGAGCGACGAGUUUGACUGCGGUGUGGUGUUUGAGGAGGUGCGGGACGACGAGGCUAUCCUGCCCAUCUUUGAGGAGAAAAUUAUCGGCAAAGUGGAGAAAGAGCCUCUGGCCAAUGCCCUGGAGGAGCAUUACUCAGCCAAAGAGCAGAGCAUGGCCCCCGCUGUGCCUGGUGUAGGGAGCACCUGUGCUACACUACAGACACACUUUGUGGUGUCUCCCUACUGCUUUCAACGAGAAUAA